AUGGACGGAGACGAAGCAGCUAAAGGUAAUGAAAACAAACAAGGUCCAAAUAAUCAACCGAAAGUGACAGGAGCUCCGAGUAGUUCAAAUACAAGAGCUUCAAGUUUUCCAAAUGUAGCACCUUUAAUGGAUCCCAACGUAUCAUCCAUAAAUAAUCCUAACGUUCUACCUUUAAUCGAUGCCGACGUUGUACCCUCAAACCAUCCAAGUUUACUACCAAUCAACGAUCCCAUUGGACAGCGUCCGAGUAAUCCCAAGACAAUACCAUUAAUCGGACCGGACGUGCCACCGAGUACUUCAAACGUAAAAGUUCCAAGUUCUUCUAACAUAAAGGUUCCAAGUUCUUCUAACAUAAAGGUUCCAAGUUCUUCUAACAUAAAGGUUCCAAGUUCUACUAAUAUAAAGGUUCCAAGUUCUACUAACGUAAACGUUCCUAGUAAUGCUAACUUAAAGAUUCCAAGUUCUACUAAUGUAAAGGUUCCAAGUGCUUCGAACGUAAAAGUUCCUAGUGCUGCAAACAUAAAUGUUCCGAGUGGUACAAACGUAAAAGUUCCGAGUGCUUCGAACAUAAAGGCUCCGAGUAAUCAGAAUUUGGGAGCACCAAGCACUUCAAAUGUGAGUACUUCAAAAGAUGUAGCCGAAAGUGCGUCAAAAAAAGAAGAUCUUGCGACGAAACAUUCGAGUUUGGCAUCGAAAUAUUUGGAAGCUUUCACUAAAAACGCUGCAAUGAAAAAAAGACCGGAAGGGAAAAGGGAAAGUGUUUUCGAUUUCAAUGAGAAGGAAAAAAAAUUAAUACCGGAAAAGACGACUUCCGAAGGAAACACAGCAUCUUAUUUAAAUUUACUUAACAUGGACAACGAAACAUCCGAAAGAAAAACAAGUAAAUCAUCUCGUAAAAAAUAUACUCCGUUCGAUUUGUCACCGGUGGAUGCCGCACGAAACGUUCAAGUCAAUCAAAAUGCAAACAACACGACCGGUACAGCAUUUGUUAAUUCGGGGCAAACAAAUUGUCCAGGUUUGGCGGCAACACUUCUCCAGAAAAGGAGUCCUUUUAUACACGAUCCACCGGAAUUGGAAGAAAGGAGGCCUCGCAUACAGUCUCCGAGAACUCCGAGAGAAUACAUAAUUAAUUUAAGAGAAGAUUUAGCGGAUUUUCAAGAAUCUCACGGUCUUCCUCGGUCCAGAGAUUACAGUUUUGUUUCGUUAGGUUUAGCAUUGAUACAAGAAACCGGAAGAGCUUUGUUUUCCUUAUUUCAAAUGUUUACUGAAUUAUUUCCCGUAUUAGCCAUCAUUUCCUUAAUAUUGAGAUUUGCGCUAGAUAAACUCAUUGAAAUAUUUGAAACUCAGGAGACGGUACCGAAAAUAAAAAAAGCCGUUAUAUUCACGCUCGAAAUGAUUGCCAUUAUACUACCCCUGUGGAUAAUCGUCGGAUCGAUAUUAGUACCCUUGUUGAGUUUGGUCUUAUCAUUAUUUAAAAGAGUCUUUCAUAUCAGAUGGAGAAGACACGGUUGCAGUGCAAAACGGUGA
Molecule: messenger RNA, 1527 nt
Organism: Pediculus humanus corporis (human body louse)
Lineage: Eukaryota; Metazoa; Arthropoda; Insecta; Psocodea; Pediculidae
Product: Circumsporozoite protein precursor, putative
Exons: 4
Coding region: 1-1527 (508 amino acids)
Source: RefSeq, a predicted model, not a curated record